AUGGAAGUAUUGGUGGAGUUCGAUUACGCCGCUGAGGAGCAUGAUGAAUUGACUAUUAAGAAGGGCGAUAUAAUAAAAGAUGUGUCUCAUUUUGAAGAAGGGUGGUAUAUUGGAAACUUGAACGGAAAAGUCGGAGUUUUUCCAGAUAAUUUCGUUAAGGUGAGUUUAUAA
This is a messenger RNA of Echinostoma caproni, 171 nucleotides long. The record is from the annotation of a GenBank genome assembly. NCBI's taxonomy places the organism in Eukaryota, Metazoa, Platyhelminthes, Trematoda, Plagiorchiida, Echinostomatidae.